AUGCCUGCCAACGGAGAGACAUCCCGUGCCCGAGACCCAUCACCCCAGUUUCGGAACUCCAGCGAGCGUGCCGUGGUUUCCCUCCGCCAGGGACAGAGACAGGCCCUGGGCUCGCCGAUAGACGAAAAAACGGCACCGGGCUUGGUUGCGGGAGCCGUCGACCAGCAGUAUCGAGAGGGGUUCUGUACCUUUGUUCAUACCAGCUUCUACAAUCAAUUUUAUGGAUAUCAAACUCGGGUCGACGUGAACUGGUUCGAUGUAGCUCGGACCUCCACUGGUAGGUCGGGCCAGUCGGUGGAUUGGGCUUUGCACAGCAUAGGGUCGUUACAAAUCGGCCGACAGCAGGGGGAUCAGAGGCAGCUGACCGCCAGUCGUGAGAUGUAUGGCCGGGCGUUGCAGCAGCUCGCACGGCAGCUCAGCAAUCCCUCUUCGGCUUUGACGGACGAGACCCUGAUGGCGGCCUGCCUCCUCGGAGUGUAUGAGUUGGUGAGUGGCACUGGCCGGCAACCGUGGCUACUGCAUUCUCAAGGCAUCUCCCAUCUCUUCCGCAUCCGGGGUCCCCAGGCACAUAUCCCGUGGGAUGGGUCGGACACUAUUAGUCUCCAUCCGGAGCUUUCUGGUGUUUGA
Molecule: messenger RNA, 627 nt
Organism: Penicillium riverlandense
Lineage: Eukaryota; Fungi; Ascomycota; Eurotiomycetes; Eurotiales; Aspergillaceae
Exons: 2
Coding region: 1-627 (208 amino acids)
Source: RefSeq, a predicted model, not a curated record